This is a messenger RNA of Achroia grisella, 2230 nucleotides long. RefSeq names its product E3 ubiquitin-protein ligase AMFR-like. Gene Ontology annotation, biological process: ubiquitin-dependent protein catabolic process; endoplasmic reticulum unfolded protein response; protein K48-linked ubiquitination. Gene Ontology annotation, molecular function: ubiquitin protein ligase activity; ubiquitin binding. Gene Ontology annotation, cellular component: ubiquitin ligase complex; cytosol; endoplasmic reticulum. Lineage: Eukaryota; Metazoa; Arthropoda; Insecta; Lepidoptera; Pyralidae. The record is from RefSeq and is a predicted model, not a curated record. Bases 194 to 2230 code for a protein of 678 amino acids. The transcript is spliced from 12 exons.
GAUUGUGAUUGUGAUUCUGAAUUUAUUGUUGUUUUUAUCAUUAAAUUAGAAAUGUACCUGUUUCUUUAAUUGCGUCUGACGAUGUUUGAUCAGCGGUAAUGUGAAUGUUGAGAUACUAUCCAAAGUCAUUAGGUUCGAAAUUGCGGUGUAUUUAGACGAUUAUUGUGCUGGUAUAUAAUUAAACGCUUACAAUAUGCCUGUGACACUAGUGGACAGGUUGCCCUUGCCGAAUCUCAAGGCUUACACGACGGGAAGUGUUUUGCUGCUAUCGGUAGCCGUUUAUUAUGCGAUGAGUGUGACGAGUGAUCCAAACUGGCGCGUCAAUGCAACGCUGCAACGGCAGGAAGGAAUGGUCGCGGAGACUAAUGGCGAGAAUUUGAAAACUGUGCAGUCUGCUGCUGCAGGGGUGUUGAGUGGCGGCACCAACGGCACCAGGAACUUUACUGAGCAGUUUGUGGAGGUGGUCACGUUCAUGAUGCAGGAGCCGCUAUGUAUGUGGACGGUCAUAAACACGGCGUACUGCUGCCUGGCCGUGCUGGGCCUGAUGAUCCAGCGCGCGGUGUUCGGCCGGCUGCGCGUGUCUGAGGCGCAGCGCGUCAAGGACAAGUUCUGGAAUUAUCUGUUCUACAAAUUUAUCUUCGUGUUCGGCGUCAUCAACGUGCAGUAUAUGGAUGAAGUGCUGCUCUGGUGCGCCUGGUUCAGCGUGCUCGGCUUCCUGCAGCUGCUCGGACAACUCUGCAAGGAUAGAUUCGACUACCUGUCGUCGUCUGCUGGCUCGGAGCGGUGGGCGCACUUUCGGCUGCUGUGCCUGGUCGGCGGCGUGCAGAUAGCCAGCUUGGCGCUGCUGAUGGUAGCCGCCGUGUGGGGACUGCCAGCCGGAUGUGACACCUUCGUCUUCAUGGCUGCUGAGUGCGUGCUGGUGUUGGUGUCGGCGCUGCACGUGGUGGCGCGGUACGUGCUGCAGACCUACGAGGUGGACGUUGCCGGCCCGCUCUCAUACUACACGCAGCAAAUAUUCGAAUGCGUGGUGCUGGUGGUGGAGCUGAUGGACGUGGUGCACAUGGUGGUGUACUGCAACAUGCUGGUGUCGAUGGCGUCGCUGGUGCUGCUGAUGCAGCUCCGUCACCUGCUGCACGAGCUGCAGGCGCGCCUCCGCAAGCACCGCGUCUACACCACGCUCGCGCACCACAUGAGCCGCAAUUACCCAAUGGCGAGUAAGGAAGAAGUGGAGAAGAAUCAGGACAACUGCGCCAUCUGCUGGGAGCCCAUGAAGGAGGCCAGGAAACUGCCCUGUUCACAUUUGUUCCAUAACUCGUGCCUGUGCCAGUGGGUGCAGCAGGACGCGUCGUGCCCCACGUGCCGCCGCUCGCUGGCGGCGCCCCCGGGCGUGGCUCGCACGCGGCUGGUGCUGACGCCGCGGCCCGCGCCCCCCGAACACCGACGACCCAACCAUCUCUUCCACUUCGACGGUUCCCGCUACGUGUCGUGGCUGCCCAGCUUCUCCGUGGAGGUGACUCGAGUGCGCGUGCAGCCGCCCGCGCUCACCGCCUCGCAGCUGGAGGCCAUGGCUCAGCAGGUGCAGCAGAUGUUCCCGCAGGUGCCCCUGGCGACGCUGACGCGGGACCUGGCCGCCACGCACUCGCCAGACCUCACCGUCGACAACGUGCUGGAAGGCCGCCUGCACUACGUGCCUGCACCGGAGAGUCGUAGCGGCAGUCCAGGGCCGUCCGUGAGCUCGAUGGCCACCGCUACCAUCGCGACAGCCGCCGCAGCUACCGCCGCUAUGCCGCUGCUCGCGGCCGGCGUCACACCCACCGCCAGCGGCAGCGCCAGCACCAGCACUAGUACCAGCACCGACAUUCAUGACUUCGUGCACACUUAUUUGCCGGAAUUUAAUAACGACGACAGGGCUGGAGCCAGUUCCGGUUCUCGGUUCUCGUGCAGCGUGGCGGAGCGGCAGGCACUGCUGCAGCAGAGGAAGGCGCAGCUGCUGGCCGACGCGCGCCGCCGCUACCUCGAGCGGGGACGGGGCCCGCACACACCCGCGGGGCCCUCCACCGCCGCGGGGCCCUCCACCGCCGCGGGGCCCUCCACCGCCGCGGGGCCCUCCACCGCCGCGGGGCCCUCCACCGCCGCGGGGCCCUCCACCGCCGCGGGGCCCUCCACCGCCGCGGGGCCCUCCACCUCCGCGGGGCCCUCCACCCCCGCCGACGACCGCCCCGCCAGCUGA